CGAUGCGUCAUCACUUGUCAAAUUGUAGGCUGCAAGAACUGCAUCAACUUGCGGCCGAUUUUCUAAAAGUUUAUCGAUUCUUAUAAGAGAAGUUGGAAUCUCUCUAAAACAUCAUGGGAGAUUCGUUGGAUGGGAGUGAAAAUUCACCCGAGUCACAGAAUGUGAUUCUGGUGGACUUUCAAGACUUCGCGAAUUACUUGCGCAGGGCCGCAACGGUACUUUUGCCCGAAGAUGAUAUUGUUCCACCGGCAUUGAAUGCUGCUUUGGACGACAAGGUGAACCAAGACUGCAUAAAAAAGUUCUUCUCUGAUCCUCAAGUAUCUUCGUUGUACGUUCAGAGGUUUUCUUCAAAAGAAGAUGACAGUGAACAACCUACUGAAGGCGAAGAGGAGAAAGAGGCUGUCACUUACCAAAUCAGCAAUGAGGUUCACUUCUCGUCUUCUCGUGUGGCAGCGUUUGUGUGCAUUAAGCGUGGAGCUGUCAUCGAAGCUGACAAGUCAAUUCACAGCCAACUGCGGCUUAUCAACCUCUCUGAUGGCUCUCCAUAUGAGACUCUGCACGCCUUCAUCAGCAAAACCAUGGCUCCUUUCUUCAAGAGUUAUGUGAAAGAGAGUGGAAGGGCUGACAGGGAUGGAGACAAAAUGGCACCAUCAGUGGAGAAGAAGAUUGCUGAGUUGGAGAUGGGACUGCUGCAUCUUCAGCAGAAUAUUGAUAUCCCAGAGAUCACUCUCCCUGUUCAUCCACUAGUUGCUACUGUCAUUAAAAGGGCUUCUGAUGAAGGUCGCAAGCCUCGUGUAGCCGACUUUGGUGAUAAAGUGGAAGACUCCACAUUCCUGAAUCAACUGCAAAAUGGAGUCAACCGCUGGAUCAAAGAAAUACAAAAGGUUACCAAGUUAGACCGAGACCCUUCAAAUGGAACAGCCCUCCAAGAAAUUUCCUUCUGGCUCAACCUGGAGAGAGCCCUGCAUCGCAUUCAGGAGAAGAGAGAAAGCAUUGAGGUUGCCCUAACCCUGGAGAUCCUGAAGUAUGGAAAGAGGUUCCAUGCCACUGUUUCCUUUGACACGGAUACAGGAUUGAAGCAAGCUCUAGCCACUGUGUCUGACUACAAUCCUCUGAUGAAAGACUUUCCUAUCAACGACCUGCUCAGUGCCACUGAACUGGAGAGGAUUAGGUUGGCAGUUCAACAAAUAUUUUCUCACCUCCGUAAGAUUCGUUCUACCAAGUACCCUAUUCAACGUGGUUUGCGACUCGUUGAAGCCAUCUCACGCGAUCUCGGACAACAACUCCUUAAGGUAUUGGGUACUCGUCGUUUGAUGCACAUUCCCUUUGAGGACUUCGAGCGUGUGAUGACCCAGUGCUUCGAAGUUUUCUCGUGUUGGGACGAUGAAUACGAGAAGUUACAAGGCUUGUUGCGUGAUAUAGUUAAGAAGAAGCGAGAUGAACACCUUAAGAUGGUUUGGCGAGUUUCCCCCUCACAUAAGCGUCUGCAAGCCCGUAUGGAACACAUGCGCCGUUUCCGCAGGCACCAUGAACAGCUGCGUACCGUAAUGCUCAGGGUGCUGCGACCUCGCGCUAAUGUAGCGGCUGAAGCAGGCGCUGGCGGUGAACCAGCACAGCCUCUCUCUUUGCCGAUGGAUGCCGCCGACGCCAACGCCAUUGCCGAGGUAAAUCUGGCCUAUGAGAAUGUGAAGGAAGUUGACUGUCUGGACAUUUCUCGUGAAGGCUGCGACGCCUGGGAGGCGGCUGUCCGUCGCUAUGAAGAUCGUAUCGAUCGCGUGGAGACUCGCAUCACCGCUCACCUGCGUGACCAGCUCGGAACAGCUAAGAACGCCAACGAGAUGUUCCGGAUUUUCUCACGCUUCAACGCUCUGUUCGUGCGCCCGCACAUCAGGGGCGCCAUCCGAGAGUACCAGACACAGCUGAUACAGCGCGUCAAAGAUGAUAUUGAAACUUUGCAUGAAAAGUUUAAGGUCCAAUAUCCUCAAUCGAAGUGCAGUCGCCUAUCUUUGGUGCGCGAUUUGCCGCCCGUGGCUGGUUCCAUCAUCUGGGCGAAGCAGAUCGACCACCAACUGACUGCGUACUUGAAGAGAGUUGAGGAUGUACUUGGUAAAGGAUGGGAGAAUCACAUCGAAGGUCAGAAACUGAAGGCAGAUGGCGACAGUUUCCGUCUCAAGUUGGACACUCAAGAAGUCUUUGAUGAUUGGGCUCGUAAAGUGCAACAACGUAAUCUUGGCGUCUCCGGUCGUAUCUUCGCCAUAGAAUCGGUGCGAGCUCGGUCCAGCAAAACUGGCACUAUAUUGAAACUGAAAGUUAACUUCCUCCCAGAAAUCAUUACUCUAUACAAAGAAGUCCGCAAUCUCAAGAACCUUGGAUUCAGGGUGCCCUUAGCGAUCGUAAACAAGGCUCACCAGGCAAACCAACUAUACCCAUUCGCUAUAUCACUCAUCGAAAGCGUGCGAACUUACGAACGCACCCUAGAAAAGAUCCGCGACAAAGCUUCGAUCAUCCCACUGGUUGCCGGUCUGCGUCGUGAUGUACUGAACCAAGUGUCUGAAGGCAUGGCCCUUGUGUGGGAGUCGUACAAGCUCGACCCGUACGUGCAGAAGCUCAGCGAAGUUGUACUCCUGUUCCAAGAGAAGGUUGAAGAUCUUUUAGCAGUAGAGGAACAGAUAUCAGUGGACGCUCGGUCGUUGGAAACUUGCCCAUACUCUGCUGGCAGUCUGGCGGACAUCCUCAGCCGCCUGCAGAGGGCUAUCGAUGACCUAUCCCUGAGACAGUACAGCAACCUGCACCUGUGGGUCCAGCGUCUUGAUGAAGAGGUUGAGAAGAGCUUGGCUGCCCGCCUUCAGGCUGGUAUCGAAGCAUGGACCGGCGCUCUACUCGGCAAGAGUCAUGAACUCGAUCUGUCUAUGGACACCUACUCACCCACUGAGCCCACUCACAAGCCCGGCGGUGAACCACAGAUCGCUCGCGUAGUCCACGAAGUCCGCAUCACGAACCAGCAGAUGUACCUGUUCCCGUCUCUAGAAGAGGCGCGAUUCCAACUCAUGCGACAGAUGUUCGCAUGGCAAGCUAUCGUCACCAGCCAACACCGCUUGCAGAGCACCAGAUACCAAGUGGGCGUGGCUCGCGCUCAGACAGCAACGUACAGGAACUUGUUGACCAAGCUCCCGGGAGGAUCGUCUCCAUUAGAGAACGCGUACGACGCUAUCGAACAGAAGAUAUCACAAGUUCGCGAAUAUGUCGACGAAUGGCUACGUUAUCAAGCAUUGUGGGAUCUGCAGCCUGAAAGCUUGUACGGCCGUCUUGGAGAAGACAUUACUCUCUGGAUUAAAUGCUUGAAUGAUAUCAAGAAGUCUCGCACAACAUUCGACACGUCAGACACUCGUCGUGAGUACGGACCAGUCGUGAUCGACUUCGCGCGAGUGCAGAGCAAGGUGGCUCUGAAGUACGACGCCUGGCACAAGGAGGUGCUCGGCAAGUUCGGUGCCCUUCUCGGAGGGGAGAUGGUCACCUUCCACUCGCAGCUCGCCAAAUCUCGUAGCCAGCUUGAGCAGCAGACAAUCGAGGCUGCCUCAACCAGCGAUGCUGUAUCGCUCAUUACAUACGUGCAGCAAUUAAAGAGGGAAGUGCUAGCGUGGGAGAAGCAAGUCGACAUCUAUAGAGAGGCGCAACGCAUUCUGGAGAGACAGAGAUUCCAGUUCCCAGCCCAGUGGUUGCAUGUUGAUAAUAUUGAAGGCGAAUGGAGUGCUUUCAACGAGAUUAUGCGCAGGAAGGAUUCAUCUAUUCAGACCCAGGUGGCCUCACUUCAACAAAAGAUCGUGGCAGAAGACAAAGCGGUGGAAGCUCGUACUCUCGAGUUCCUCACCGAGUGGGAGCGCAGCAAGCCUACUGAUGGCUCCACUCGGCCUGAAGAUGCUCUAGCCAGACUGCAGGCCAUGGAGGCCAGAUACACUCGCCUGAAGGACGAGCGUGAUAACGUCGCAAAGGCUAAGGAAGCUCUUGAGUUGCAUGAUACAGGAAGCUCAAUCAACAACGAGCGUAUGACCGUCGCUCUGGAGGAACUGCAAGAUUUACGCGGCGUUUGGUCUUCAUUGAGCAAGAUUUGGACCCAGAUUGAUGAUAUUAGGGAGAAGCCUUGGUUAUCUGUCCAGCCUAGAAAACUAAGGCAACAACUGGAAGCCAUGUUGAAUGAGCUCAAAGAACUGCCGGCACGUCUCCGUAUGUACGACAGCUACGAGUAUGUCCGCAAACUGUUGCAGUCUUACACAAAGGUGAACAUGCUGAUAGUGGAGUUGAAAUCCGACGCGUUGAAGGAGCGUCACUGGCGCCAGUUGUGCCGCGCCCUCAAGGUGGACUGGUCUCUGUCGGAACUGACGCUGGGACAAGUGUGGGACGCCGACCUACUGCAUAACGAGCACACCGUCAAGGAUGUCGUGUCUGUGGCUCAGGGAGAAAUGGCGCUUGAAGAGUUCUUGAAGCAGGUUCGCGAGUCCUGGCAGAGCUAUGAACUGGACCUGAUCAACUAUCAGAACAAGUGCAAGAUCAUCCGUGGAUGGGACGACCUCUUCAACAAAGUCAAGGAACACAUCAACAGCGUGGCUGCAAUGAAACUUUCACCUUAUUACAAGGUAUUUGAAGAGGAAGCUCUAACUUGGGAAGAGAAACUGAACCGUAUCAACGCUCUCUUCGACGUAUGGAUUGACGUACAACGCCGCUGGGUGUACUUGGAAGGUAUCUUCAGUGGCUCCGCUGAUAUCAAGACUCUGCUGCCUGUUGAAACCAGUCGCUUCCAAAGCAUCAGCUCUGAGUUCUUGGGCCUAAUGAAAAAGGUGGGCAAGUCGCCGAUGGUGAUGGAUGUGCUCAACAUCCCCGGAGUGCAGCGCUCUUUGGAACGUCUGGCUGACCUGCUCGGCAAGAUCCAGAAGGCUCUUGGUGAAUACCUCGAGAGGGAAAGGAGCAGCUUCCCACGUUUCUACUUCGUGGGAGACGAGGAUCUCCUGGAGAUCAUCGGUAACAGCAAGAACAUCGCUCGUCUGCAGAAGCACUUCAAGAAGAUGUUCGCUGGGGUCGCCGCUAUUAUUCUCAACGAAGAUAACACUGUUAUCAACGGUAUUGCCUCUCGUGAGGGUGAAGAGGUCUACUUCACAUCGCCCGUAUCAACGAUUGAGAACCCCAAGAUCAACUCCUGGCUGUCCAUGGUUGAGCGCGAAAUGCGCGUGACCUUGGCGUGCAGGCUCAAGGACGCUGUUGGUGACGUCAAGCAGUUCAAAGAUGGCAACGUUGAUCCGCAGAAGUUCAUCGAUUGGUGUGAUAAGUACCAAGCUCAAAUCGUAGUCCUGGCAGCUCAAAUCCUAUGGUCGGAAGAUGUGGAGGCAGCCUUAGCUAGCGGUGGAGGUGAUGGCUUGAAGAGAGUGUUGGCGCACGUUGAGAACAUGCUGAACAUCCUCGCUGACUCCGUGCUGCAGGAACAGCCACCUUUGAGGAGGAGGAAACUCGAACACUUGAUCAACGAGUUCGUCCACAAGCGUACAGUGACGCGUCGUCUGAUCGCCUCUGACGUCAACAGCCCGCGCUCCUUCGAAUGGCUCUGCGAGAUGCGAUUCUACUUCGAUCCUAGGAACAAUGACGUACUACAACAGCUGACAAUCCACAUGGCUAACGCCAAGUUCCUGUACGGAUUUGAGUAUUUGGGUGUGCAAGACCGCUUGGUACAAACUCCGUUGACCGACCGUUGCUAUCUUACUAUGACUCAAGCUUUGGAAGCUCGCCUCGGAGGAUCACCUUUCGGACCUGCCGGUACUGGUAAGACCGAGUCUGUGAAGGCUCUCGGAAACCAGCUCGGUCGUUUCGUGCUAGUGUUCAACUGCGACGAAACUUUCGACUUCCAAGCUAUGGGCCGUAUCUUCGUCGGUCUUUGUCAGGUGGGUGCCUGGGGUUGCUUCGACGAGUUCAAUAGAUUGGAGGAGAGAAUGUUGUCGGCUGUAUCCCAACAAGUGCAGACGAUUCAAGAGGCACUCAAGAGUCACCAGGAGGGAGAUAAUACUGCCAAGUCCAUAACAGUAGAACUCGUCGGCAAACAAGUCCGUGUGAGCCAAGACAUGGCGAUCUUCAUCACUAUGAACCCUGGAUACGCGGGCCGUUCCAACUUGCCCGAUAAUUUGAAGAAGUUGUUCCGAAGCUUGGCCAUGACCACCCCUGACAGGCAGCUGAUCGCCGAAGUGAUGCUGUUCAGCCAAGGGUUCAGGACCGCUGAGAAGUUGGCCUGCAAGAUCGUGCCGUUCUUUAAGUUGUGCGACGAACAACUGUCGAACCAAUCUCACUACGACUUUGGAUUGCGUGCCCUCAAGUCUGUGCUCGUAUCAGCCGGUAACGUCAAGCGAGACCGCAUACAGAAAAUCAAGGAGAACCUGGUUGACCGCGGAAACGAGGUUCCCGAUGAGGCUUCCAUAGCCGAGUCCCUCCCGGAACAAGACAUCCUCAUUCAGUCCGUCUGCGAGACCAUGGUGCCCAAGCUGGUGGCUGAAGAUAUCCCGCUGCUGUUCUCACUGCUCAACGAUGUGUUCCCCAACGUUGGCUACACUAGGGCUGAGAUGACUGGACUAAAGAACGAAAUCCGCGCCGUUUGCGCCGAAGAAUUCUUAGUGUGCGGCGAAGGCGACGAGCAAGGCUCCACUUGGAUGGAAAAGGUUCUUCAAUUGUACCAAAUCUGCAAGUUGAAUCAUGGUCUGAUGAUGGUCGGACCAUCGGGAAGCGGGAAGUCUACCGCCUGGCGCGUAUUGCUCAAAGCACUGGAGAGAUUCGAAGGUGUAGAAGGAGUUGCACACGUCAUCGAUCCAAAGGCCAUGUCGAAGGAAACACUGUAUGGUGUACUUGACCCCAACACCCGAGAAUGGACCGAUGGUCUAUUCACACAUAUACUCAGGAAAAUAAUCGACAACGUUCGCGGUGAGAUCAACAAGCGUCAAUGGAUCAUAUUCGACGGUGACGUGGAUCCCGAAUGGGUGGAGAACUUGAACUCAGUGUUGGACGACAACAAACUGCUGACCCUCCCCAACGGCGAGCGUCUGUCGCUACCACCAAAUGUUCGAGUUAUGUUUGAAGUACAAGAUCUGAAAUAUGCCACUCUCGCUACCGUAUCCCGUUGCGGUAUGGUCUGGUUCUCGCAAGACGUUCUCACCACCGAAAUGAUUUUCGAAAACUAUCUUAUGAGGCUGAGGAAUAUUCCUUUGGAAGAUGGAGAAGAAGAUUCGUUCAGCAUCGUUAUGGCUGCUCCUACAGCCGGCGGCGAUCAGAACGCUACCGAAAACAUUCUGUCUCCAGCGUUACAAACACAACGUGACGUAGCAUCGAUCCUGCAACCUCUGUUCUUCGGUGACGGUCUGGUAGUCAAAUGCCUAGAGCGCGCCGUCAGCCUCGACCAUAUUAUGGACUUUACUCGUCAUAGGGCGCUAUCAUCGCUACACUCCAUGCUUAACCGCGGCGUGAGGAACAUUCUAGGCUACAACCGUCAGCACCCUGACUUCCCGAUCACCAAUGAACAACUGGAAGCCUACGUACCGAAGUGGCUUGUCUACUCUCUAUUAUGGUCAUUCGCUGGUGACGCUAAACUGAAGGAUCGUAAUGAGCUCGGCGAUUUUAUCAGGUCCGCUAGUACCAUGCAGCUACCUAACUGUGGCGCCAAUCAGCAUAUCAUUGACUUUGAGGUGUGCAUAACUGGUGAAUGGGUGCCGUGGUCAGCGAAGGUGCCUCAGAUUGAAGUAGAGACACACAAAGUGGCCGCGCCUGAUGUCGUCGUGCCCACUCUAGACACAGUGCGACAUGAAGCCUUGCUGUACACUUGGUUGGCUGAACACAAACCUUUAGUGCUCUGCGGACCUCCCGGGUCUGGUAAGACCAUGACGCUGUUCUCCGCACUCCGUGCUCUGCCAGAUAUGGAAGUCGUCGGUCUUAACUUCUCGUCGGCGACCACACCGGAACUGCUCCUAAAGACCUUCGAUCACUACUGCGAGUAUAGGAAGACUCCCAAUGGAGUUGUUCUUGCGCCAGUGCAGCUCGGCAAAUGGCUAGUACUGUUCUGCGAUGAAAUAAACUUGCCAGAUAUGGACCAAUACGGCACCCAGCGAGUCAUUUCGUUCUUAAGACAGCUGCUCGAACACAAAGGAUUCUACAGAGCUAGCGACCACUCGUGGGUCCACCUGGAGCGCAUUCAGUUUGUGGGCGCAUGUAACCCGCCCACUGACCCUGGCCGUAAGCCGCUGUCUCACAGACUUCUGCGACACGUGCCCGUCAUAUACGUCGACUAUCCCGGAGAAACUUCACUUGAGCAGAUCUACGGCACAUUCACCCGCGCAAUGCUACGCAUGCAACCCGCCCUGCGCGGCUACGCGGAGCCCCUGACCCAGGCCAUGGUGAAGCUGUACCUCGCCUCACAAGAGCGUUUCACUCAGGACAUGCAGCCGCACUACGUGUACUCGCCUCGAGAAAUGACCAGAUGGGUGCGGGGUAUCUGCGAGGCUAUUAGGCCUCUGGAUAACUUGAAUGUCGAAGGACUGGUAAGGUUGUGGGCGCACGAAGCUCUCCGUCUGUUCCAAGACCGUUUGGUUGACGACGCUGAGAGGCAAUGGACCGACGAGAACAUUGAUAACGUCGCCAUGAGGUUCUUCCCAGGUAUUAACAGAGAACAAGCGUUGGCUCGUCCUAUUCUCUACAGCAACUGGCUCAGCAAGGAUUAUAUUCCCGUAUUGAGAGAUCAACUACGGGAAUACGUCAAAGCUAGGCUGAAGGUGUUCUACGAGGAAGAGUUAGACGUGCCCCUGGUACUAUUCGACGAGGUGCUGGACCACGUGUUGCGUAUCGACCGUAUCUUCAGACAGCCGCAGGGACACUUGCUGCUGAUUGGAGUGUCGGGCGCCGGCAAGACCACGCUCAGUCGCUUCGUGGCUUGGAUGAACGGACUUAGCAUCUUCCAGAUUAAGGUUCACAACAAAUACACGGGUGCUGACUUCGAUGAGGAUCUCCGUUCUGUGCUCCGUCGCGCUGGAUGUCGCGAUGAGAAGGUCGCCUUCAUCCUCGACGAGUCUAAUGUACUGGACAGUGGCUUCCUCGAGAGAAUGAACACUUUGUUAGCUAACGGAGAGGUUCCUGGAUUGUUUGAAGGAGACGAAUUUGCUGCGCUCAUGACUCAAUGUAAAGAGGGCGCUCAAAGAGAAGGUUUGAUGUUAGACUCAAACGACGAAUUAUACAAAUGGUUCACUGGCCAAGUCAUGCGCAACUUGCACGUGGUGUUCACAAUGAACCCGUCGUCCGAAGGCCUGAAGGACAGAGCGGCGACGUCGCCCGCGCUCUUCAACAGAUGUGUACUCAACUGGUUCGGUGACUGGAGUGACGGCGCACUCUUCCAAGUGGGUAAAGAGUUCACUCAGCGCAUGGACCUAGACUCAGCGGAGUACACGCCGCCAGACGGGUUCCCGUCGGCGUGCGGCGAGGUGGGCGCGCGGCCCUCACACCGCGAGGCCGUCGUCAACGCCUGCGUCUACGUGCACCAGACGCUGCACCGCGCUAAUGCUAGCCUCGCCAAGCGCGCGAACAGAACUAUGGCUAUAACACCCAGACACUACCUCGACUUCAUUCAACAAAUGGUGAAGUUGUACGCUGAGAAGCGCGCGGACCUUGAGGAGCAACAGCUGCACUUGAACGUCGGUCUCGGCAAGAUCGCGGAGACUGUCGAACAGGUCGAGGAGAUGCAGAAGAGUCUUGCUGUCAAAUCUCAGGAACUGCAACACAAGAACGAAGCUGCUAACGCUAAACUACGUCAAAUGGUCAAAGAUCAACAAGAAGCCGAAAAGAAGAAGGUUGAAAGCCAGGAAAUUCAAGUCGCUUUAGAGAAACAGACGAAGGAGAUCGAAGCGAAACGCAGGGAUGUGAUGGCCGAUUUAGCGCAAGUAGAACCAGCUGUCAUUGAGGCCCAAAAUGCGGUGAAAUCUAUAAAGAAGCAACAUUUGGUGGAAGUGAGGUCUAUGGGCAAUCCGCCGGCGCUCGUGAAGGUCGCGCUGGAAUCCAUCUGCCUGCUGCUCGGCGAGAACGCCACGGACUGGAAGGCGAUCCGCGCCGUCAUCAUGCGAGAGAAUUUCAUCAACAGCAUCGUCUCCAAUUUCUCCACCGAGGACAUAACUGAUGACGUUCGUGAGAAAAUGAGGACUCGCUACCUGAGCAACCCUGAUUACAACUUCGAGAAGGUGAACAGAGCCAGUAUGGCUUGUGGUCCUAUGGUCAAAUGGGCCAUCGCUCAGAUCGAAUACGCGGACAUGUUGAAACGUGUGGAACCUCUGCGCAACGAGCUGAAGGCUCUUGAAGACCAGGCUCAGAGCAACGUCACAGCCGGCAACGGAGUGCGGGAGCUGAUCGCACAACUUGAGAAGUCCAUCGCCUCGUACAAGGAAGAGUACGCGCAGCUGAUCAGCCAAGCCCAGGCUAUUAAGACCGACUUGGAGAAUGUGCAAGCCAAGGUCGACAGGUCGAUAGCUCUACUUAAGAGUUUAGUGAUCGAGCGUGAACGUUGGGAGUCGAGCUCGGAGACGUUCCGCUCUCAGAUGAGCACCAUCGUCGGUGACGUGCUGCUGUCCGCCGCCUUCAUCGCGUACGGUGGUUACUUCGAUCAACACUACCGUCAAAACCUAUUCACGACAUGGACGGCGCAUUUAGCGGCGGCUAACAUCAAGUACCGCGCGGAUAUCGCCCGCACCGAGUACCUCAGUAACCCAGAUGAACGUCUACGUUGGCAGGCCAACGCUUUGCCGACUGACGAACUGUGUGUCGAGAAUGCUAUUAUGCUCAGGCGCUUCAACCGUUACCCGCUGAUCAUCGAUCCAUCGGGACAAGCCACCGAGUUUAUAAUGCGUGAGUUCAAAGAACGUAAGAUCACCAAGACCUCCUUCCUUGACGACUCCUUCAGAAAGAACUUGGAAUCUGCGCUGCGUUUCGGUAAUCCUCUGUUGGUGCAAGACGUAGAAAACUACGACCCGAUUCUGAACCCUGUACUGAACAGAGAACUGCGCCGCACUGGCGGCCGAGUGCUCAUCACUCUCGGAGACCAGGACAUCGAUCUUAGUCCGUCGUUCGUCAUAUUCCUUAGUACCAGGGACCCAACCGUUGAGUUCCCACCGGACAUGUGUUCUCGUGUCACAUUCGUCAACUUCACCGUGACGCGCUCCUCGCUGCAGUCGCAAUGCUUGCACAGAGUGCUCAAGGCCGAGAGACCUGAUAUUGACACGAAGCGGUCUGACUUGCUGAAAUUGCAAGGUGAGUUCCAUCUUCGUCUCCGUCAACUCGAGAAGUCGUUACUACAAGCGCUCAACGACGCUAAAGGCAAGAUUCUGGACGAUGACUCCGUAAUCGCAACUCUGGAAACCCUGAAGAAGGAAGCAGAUGACAUUGGACAGAAGGUCGAGGAAACUGAUAAGGUCAUAGCAGAGAUCGAGACUGUCAGCCAGCAGUACUUGCCUUUGUCUCAAGCUUGCAGCAGCAUCUACUUCACCAUGGAGUCUCUGCACCAAGUACACUUCCUGUACCAGUACUCGUUGAAGAUGUUCCUGGACAUCUUCAGCUCGGUGCUGGUGUGUCCCAUGCUCAGCGGCAUCACCGACUACACUGCUAGGCUCAAUAUUAUCACUGAAGUCUUGUUUGCGGUGGUCUACGAGCGUGUAGCCCGCGGUAUGCUGCACACCGACCGUCUGACGUUCGCUCUGCUGCUGUGCCGCAUCCACCUGAAGGGAACCGGUGCUGAAGACACGUUGGAGCGCUCCUUCGGCGUGUUCCUCGGAGGCAAGGAGGGCUUCGUGUCCACUACCUCACCGCUAGAGCCACUGACUCAUCAGCAACACGAUGCCGCGGCUAGACUAAGCUCUAGACUGCCGCACUUCCGGCGCCUGCUGGACAAGGUGGGCGAGCUGCCGGAGCUGCCCGCGUGGCUGUCGCAGGCGGCCCCCGAGCAGUGCGUGCCCACGCUGUGGGACGGGGACGCCGCCGCGCCGCCCGCGCCGCACACGCUCGCCAUGUACCGUCUGCUGCUCAUACAGGCAUUCCGCCCGGACCGCGUGAUAGCGGCUGCGACCCAGCUGGUGACAGCAGUGCUUGGCGCCGGCUACAUGGCUAAGGCCGAGACUGAACUGGACCUGGCUUCCAUCACCGAGACACAGCUGAACGCUACCACACCCGCGCUGCUGUGCUCCGUGCCAGGAUAUGAUGCUAGCGGUCGCGUGGACGACAUGGCUACUGAGCUGAACAAGCCUCUCUCGAGUAUCGCUAUCGGUUCCGCUGAAGGUUUCAACCAAGCCGAGCGCGCCAUCAACACUGCUUGCAAGACUGGACGCUGGGUAAUGCUCAAGAACGUUCACUUGGCACCUGUCUGGCUGGUCCAGCUGGAGAAGAAGCUCCACUCUCUGCAGCCUCACCCCAACUUCCGUCUGUUCCUGACGACGGAGAUCAGUCCCAAGCUGCCCGUCAACCUGCUGCGGGCGGGCCGUGUGCUCGUGUUCGAGCCGCCGCCGGGCAUCCGCGCCAACCUGCUCAGGACUUUCGCUACGGUACCGGCUGCCCGUAUGAUGAAACAACCAUCAGAACGUGCGCGACUUUACUUCUUGUUGGCUUGGUUCCACGGUAUCGUUCAAGAACGUCUUCGCUACGUACCGCUGGGAUGGGCUAAGUACUACGAGUUCAAUGAGUCGGACCUGAGAGUCGCCUGUGACACACUCGACACAUGGAUCGAUGCUACCGCUAUGGGUCGUACCAACCUACCGCCAGAGAAGGUACCGUGGGAAGCACUGGUAACACUCCUGUCGCAGUGUAUCUACGGAGGCAAGAUCGACAACUCCUUCGACCAGAGGCUGUUGCACUCGUUCUUGUGCAAACUCUUCACACCCAAAUCGUUUGAAGCUGACUUCGCUCUCGUCGCUAAUGUCGAUGGGGCAAGUGGCAACCAGCGCCACAUUACGAUGCCGGACGGCAACCGUCGCGACCACUUCCUCAAAUGGAUCGAAGACUUGUCCGACAGGCAGACUCCGUCAUGGCUCGGCCUGCCAAACAACGCUGAGAAGGUACUCUUAACGAACCAAGGCAGCGAUUUGGUGUCGAAACUGCUUAAGAUGCAGCAACUGGAAGACGAAGAGGAGCUGGCGUAUAAUGCCGCCGCUCAAGACCAUGAUGUAGUCUCAGAUUCAAUGGUCGAUGGCAGACCAGCUUGGAUGAAGACUCUACACUCAACUGCCACUAACUGGCUGCAGCUUCUACCCAAGCAGUUACCGACUCUGCGUCGUACCGUUGAGAACAUCAAGGACCCAUUGUAUCGUUUCUUCGAGCGCGAAGUCGCCGCCGGAGCCUCGCUCUUGCAACAAGUGCUGCACGAUCUACACAACGUACUCUCCAUCUGUCAGGGCGAGAUGAAGCAGACGAACGAGACCCGCGCCAUGGUGGGCUCGCUGGUGCGCGGCAUGCUGCCGGGCAGCUGGCGGCGCUACGCGGUGGCGCGCGGCUGCACGGUGCAGCAGUGGGUGGGCGACUUCGCGCACCGCGUCACGCAGCUGGCCGCCGUGUCCGACGCCGUGGCCGCGCAGGGCGCCAAGCGACUGCAGAGUAUCCCCGUGUGGCUCGGCGGUCUCCUGAACCCCGAAGCGUAUAUAACAGCUACCCGCCAGUGUGUCGCUCAAGCUAACUCCUGGUCUCUUGAGGAACUGCAUCUCCAGGUGACAAUCCCUGACCCCGGCACACCGACAGAAAACGCUCAAACCGAAUGGUCGUUCUCUGUGACUGGGCUCAAGCUACAGGGCGCCACUGUGAAGGGCAACCGUCUGCUGCUCACCAACACAAUCAUGGUGGACCUCCCGCUCACCGUGCUCACUUGGAUACGUGGACCGGAGGCUGCAACCGGCGGUCAAACCUUGACACUCCCGGUGUAUCUAAACAGCGCUCGUUCCGAACUGCUGUUCACCGUUCGUCUGCCCAUCGCGCCCGGACAAGAACCGCACGCUUUCUACGAGAGGGGCGUAGCCCUACUCACCUCCACUGCCCUCAACUAAAUCAGCCCAACUUGGUUCAGCUUUUUGCUUAUAAGCUAAAAUAUUACGUAACACUAUAAUCGUUACGUUUUAGAAAAUGCAUUCAGUAUAUCAACUUUAUUUAUGUCAUAGUAAAUGUGCACGCUAUUUAUUUUACUCAAAUAAAUAAAAUAUAAUAAUAAAA
Molecule: messenger RNA, 14235 nt
Organism: Trichoplusia ni (cabbage looper)
Lineage: Eukaryota; Metazoa; Arthropoda; Insecta; Lepidoptera; Noctuidae
Gene: Dhc64C
Product: dynein heavy chain, cytoplasmic
Exons: 93
Coding region: 114-14072 (4652 amino acids)
Biological process (GO): microtubule-based movement
Cellular component (GO): dynein complex
Molecular function (GO): ATP binding; dynein intermediate chain binding; dynein light intermediate chain binding
Source: RefSeq, a predicted model, not a curated record